Messenger RNA from Capsella rubella, 480 nucleotides. RefSeq names its product polyadenylate-binding protein-interacting protein 5. The record is from RefSeq and is a predicted model, not a curated record. Bases 1 to 480 code for a protein of 159 amino acids. The transcript is spliced from 2 exons. Gene Ontology annotation, molecular function: ubiquitin binding. Lineage: Eukaryota; Viridiplantae; Streptophyta; Magnoliopsida; Brassicales; Brassicaceae.
AUGAAGCCUGGAGCAUUUGCAUUGAAUCCGCAUGCAGCAUCAUAUGUACCACUAUCCAAAAGAGUGGAUUGUGGUGGUGACGAUGGUCUGGUGUUUGCCAUGGCCCCUGCGAGUUUCUCAGGGGUUGAAGUGUCAAUGCCGAAGAAAUCCUCUGAAAUGGCAUACAAGCAGAUCAGGGAUGAUGAUUUGGACAUGGAGAUGGAUAUAGACAUGGAUAUUGAGUACCUCCUAGUGACAUUCUCUGGUCUCUCACAAGAGUCUAUCACUGAUGUCUACCUCGCCAAUAGCGGUGAUCUAGAAGCAACCAUUGAGAUGCUGAAUCAGCUUGAGAUAUACAGCACUGAGUCUCAAGAAACCCUCCCAGAGACCCUUGAUAUUGCCAUUGGGGAUAUCUCUGAAUCAGGGCCUUCAACCUCAAAAGCUUCUGAAGUAGCUGCAUCGUCAUCAUCGGUUAUCCCCAAUGCACCUGUAUCGGCCUGA